AUGGCUAAAGCAACGAGAUCAAGUGACAGUGAAAGUUCUUCUAACACGAGCCAAGACAAAAAGAAGAGACAAUCCCAGAAAAACUCCGCUAACAGAAACUACGCCCUCUACACUCACAGAGUACUGAAAGAGGUAGUCCCCAACAAAGGUCUGUCAUCCAAAACUGCUGACGUCUUGAACUGCCUGAUCAAUAACAUCCUCGAAAGAAUCGCAGAAGAGGCCUGUAACCUCCUGUGUUACAAAAGACACUUAACCCUUAGCCACCAGGAUAUUCAGAUGGCAGUUUACAGGCUACUACCCAACGAGCUGGCCAAACACGCUGUGGCUUUUGGUACAAGGGCUGUGACAAGUUACAAUGACUCCAGAUCUUCUGCCAGCCUGUGA
Messenger RNA from Dromiciops gliroides (monito del monte), 384 nucleotides. RefSeq names its product histone H2B subacrosomal variant-like. Gene Ontology annotation, molecular function: structural constituent of chromatin; DNA binding; protein heterodimerization activity. Lineage: Eukaryota; Metazoa; Chordata; Mammalia; Microbiotheria; Microbiotheriidae. Gene Ontology annotation, biological process: nucleosome assembly. The coding region runs from base 1 to 384 and encodes 127 amino acids. The transcript has a single exon. The record is from RefSeq and is a predicted model, not a curated record. Gene Ontology annotation, cellular component: nucleosome.